CCGGAAGCGGCGGUGGGCAGGGGGGCUGGCAGGUCAAACCCGGCAUUUUGGGGGUGAGGCGUGUGUCCCCUGUCAGGAGCCAUGCUGUGCAGGUCUGGGUACCGGCCGCUGCCCUUGGGGAACUUUGACCGUUUCCGGCAGUCGAGCUUAGGCUUCCUGGGCUCGCAGAAAGGCUGCUUGUUCCCGGAGCCGGGCGCCGUAGAGGCGGAAGCUGAUGCACCUCAGACCUGGCCUUCCUGCAUCUGCCACGGCCUCAUCAGUUUCCUGGGGUUCUUGUUGCUGCUGGUCACCUUCCCCAUUUCUGGCUGGUUUGCCCUGAAGAUCGUGCCCACGUAUGAGCGGAUGAUCGUGUUUCGACUGGGCCAGAUCCGCACCCCUCAGGGGCCUGGCGUGGUGCUGCUCCUGACCUUCAUUGACUCCUUUCAGAGAGUGGAUCUGAGGACACGAGCCUUUAAUGUCCCUCCCUGUAAGCUGGCCUCUAAGGACGGGGCUGUGCUGUCUGUGGGAGCCGAUGUCCAGUUCCGCAUCUGGGACCCAGUGCUGUCAGUGAUGACCGUGAAGGACGUGAACACAGCCACGCGCGUGACGGCCCAGAAUGCCAUGAGCAAGGCCCUGCUCAGGAGGCCUCUGCGGGACAUCCAGAUGGAGAAGCUGAAGAUCAGCGAGCAGCUCCUGUUUGAAACAACAUCCUGCUUGGUCUCCUUGCCUCUACCCUCAGCCCCUCCAACCUGGCGUCCACAUGGCAGCCAAGAGAACCUUUCCAACCAGCAAGUCUGCUCUGCCAGCUCCCUGUUAAACUCCUCCCCAGGACAUCCUUGUGCUUCAGAAGAAAUCCACCUGGAGAUCAAUGAUGUGACCAGGGCCUGGGGACUGGAGGUGGAUCGCAUGGAGCUGGCAGUGGAGGCCGUGCUGCAGCUGCCCCAGGACAGCCUGGCUGGUCCUGGCCUAGACAGCCCACUCCAGCAGCUGGCUCUCCACUUCCUGAAGGGUGGCAUGUCUUCAGUGGCAGGAGGUGCCCUACCCCCAGGGCCAGAUACCGUGGAGAUGGUGAACGAAGUUGAGCCGCCUGUUGGUGCUGGGCCCGGCUCAAAGCAGCCUUUGGCAGAGGGGCUGCUGACUGCUCUGCAGCCCUACCUGUCUGAGGCCCUGGUCAGCCAAGUUGGGGCCUGCUACCAGUUCAAUGUCAUCCUGCCCAGUGGCACCCAGAGCACCUACUUCCUGGACCUCACUACAGGACAAGGGUGGGUGGGAUGUGGGGUGCCCGAUGGCAUCCCUGACGUGGUGGUGGAGAUGGCCGAGGCGGACCUGCGGGCCCUGUUGUGCAGGGAGCUACGGCCCCUGGGGGCCUACAUGAGUGGACGACUGAAGGUGAAGGGCGACCUGGUCGUGGCCAUGAAGCUGGAGGCUGUUCUCAGGGCCCUGAAGUAGCAGCCUUGGCUGACCGUCCAUAGCCCAGCCUGAUCCUGGCACUGAACCAGGAGCGCAUCUUGGAGGAGGAGGCAUUGGCUCUGUACUUUGGGUUAUUGAGGCCCUGAGAAGUCUCAGGCCCAGCCAGGAGCUGAUGGAUGGAGGUGGGGACACCAGAGGCUGGGAGAGGCCGAGUCAGGCUGCCCUGCUCUGACCUACAGUAGUUCUCUGGACAAGCCUUGGCUCAUCCCAGUCCCCUGCCGAGUGCCCAGCUCUGAGCUGGGUACACAGAACAAUGACAGGAGAGCCAGGCCUGCUGUGCUCGGCUGGCUACCUGACUGGAGAGGCGAGGCCUACAGAAGCAGCCUGACAGCAGCCGGUUUGGUUCCAGGGUAAGGGAGCAAUGCAGGUGGCUCCGGCUCCCUGCUCCAAUGGGGGGAUCAGAGAGGUUGGGGGGGAGAGAUGGCGAUGGCCACCAAGAAGAGGUCAGUGCAGCAGGAGGGCUCUGGGGCUUGGGCCAGGCCCAGGCCAGUGGGGUGGGGACGGCAGAGAGUGGGGCCUGUGCCUGCCCUGGCCCCGAAGACUCUUGACUUGUCCACCAGCUUCAUCUUGCAUGCCUGAUGGGCCAGGCGAGGGCCUGGGCAGCAUGAAGGGGAGCCCGGCCUUUCCUGUGCUGCUCCUAGAGGCUUGAAAACUCAAAUAAAUGUGCUGUUGGUACUGUAUUGGACAGCAGUGGGAGCAUGGAAGUAGAUGGUCCUCAGGCUGUGCCCCUGCAGCUGGCCAGGGACCAGGGCCCUGAAGGCUGACAAGCCCGUAUGAUGCUCUCGAAUCAUCCACAGUUCCCCGGCAUGCACUGUGCUCCUCCCCACAGCCCGGGAGGAGGUUUGCCUGGAAAGGGCCUGGGCUGCCAGAGCUGGUCCCGCAGACGUGAACCUGAGGUGGGGCGGGAUGGCGUCACAACGGCCUGGAGAGGAGUCGGGCUGCUCUCGGCUUUCUCUCCUGAUCCAUCGGGGAGGCUCUGCCAGCAGAAGGGCCUGGCUUUCUGCUCCAGUGCUCCAGCCCAAACUCCAGGGACUCCAGAGGAGGGGUCUUUCAAUUCUGUACCUUAGAAAUAAAUCUUAAAAAAGAAAAAAAAGAAAUGAAUCUCACUUCCUGAAGAGGCUUGUGAAGCCCCACAGAACUCCGAGCCUCCCUUUGAAGGCCCUCUUUAGCUUCCUUGGCACCAGGCUCUGCCCACUUUGCCCUUGUGCUCCUGUCAGUGCCUGUGCCUCCUCUUGUGUGUCCCAGCACAGACCACACACCCAGGUUUCAGCUCCCGGGCCCCUCCCCAGGGGUCCAGGGCCCAGCCUGUGCCCCUUCUCUGCCCAUUGGCUCACCUGCAGGCCGCCAGACUGGGCUGUCUGUUCAAAAGUCACCCCUCCAAUCCCCACUGGCCACACUCCUGCCACCCUGACUGAGGCCUAGUGGGAAUGGUCCUCUCUGCUCUCGCCUGUGCUCUGUCUCCACUUUGGGGCUGUCAUCGUGCCCGUUCCCACUGCCUGUUACUGAUCCUAGCACACGUGCCUGGCCUCCCAGUGGAACCAUGAGCUUCAUGCCUGAUCGAUUCCUCUCAGUUCCCUACAUUGCUACUGCACACGGCACACCAAGGGGCAAUGGGGAAGCCCAGGCGUCUUCCUGUGAAAGCUUCAGGAACCUGAACUGAAACCAGAUUUUCUCUGUGGGCGUGGGAGGAUCAACAUAACAUUUAGGGGAAACUGAGACUGGUGGAUGUCUCUGGAGGCCUGCUGCCAGUCAGUAAUACCUCAUCCUGGAGGUAUUGGCCACUCCUUGGCAAGGCCAGCCCUCCAGGAGAGGGAGCUCAAGGGCCUCUGGACUUCGGAGGACUGAGCAGUCCUUGCAGUCCCCAUGGGUGGGAGG
Hipposideros armiger (great roundleaf bat) is the source of this 3324-nucleotide messenger RNA. It is a transcript of the gene STOML1, whose product is annotated as stomatin like 1. The transcript is spliced from 8 exons. Bases 82 to 1428 code for a protein of 448 amino acids. The record is from RefSeq and is a predicted model, not a curated record. Lineage: Eukaryota; Metazoa; Chordata; Mammalia; Chiroptera; Hipposideridae. Gene Ontology annotation, cellular component: plasma membrane.